AUGACUGAGAAUGCCGGGGACCAUAAGAACCACCAAGCCAGAUUGAUCGAGUCGGUGCAACUUUCUGUCCGAACAGAUGGGAUGAGACCGUCUGAUGGCACUAAGCACCGCCGUCAAAGACAGUCUUUGGACGUUUGUCUCGCCGCAGAUGAAAAGGGGGUAGCUCACAUAGAACCGACUGCUGGCGCAAGUUGUGUCUCAAUGUUUCUCAAGCUCCGUCGGAUCCCGAAGAAAUGGCUAACUGCUGCCAUAUCGUACCACAACGACAGGGGUGAAGCCUCGUCGAUGCCGGACGGUCGACCACCAAGUGGAAUUGCCCCGACGGCACUUCGACCUCGGCAGACACCCACCCAUUCAAGGGUGCGUGAUGUGACUAUCCGGCACUUUUCUCAGGGAUGGUACCCGCCGGAGGGGAGCUUCAUUCCAGGGAGUAGCAGAUUUCGAAGAGGCUACGCUGAGAAAUACCCUAUCUCUCCGCAGUGGGUUUACUGUCGCAAAUUCUCGCCACAUUGGAGGAGAAGGAUACUUACUCAGGGCAUGUCAGCGCUGGCUCAAGGUCAUAAGGCUCUCAGACUCACUCAUCGCAACAUGAGUCGACAGGCCCCUCUCCGAGUAGCUGUCGUCGGAACGGGAUUGGCCGGGCUUAGCAUCGCAUAUCUCUUGCAAAAUGACGAACAACAACGAUAUGCAGUGACCUUAUUUGAACAGGCUGAGAGCCUGUCUUUCGACUCAGCAUCGGUUGCAAUUCGAGAGGAGAGCUCGGGCAGUAUUGAGAGGAUCGACCUUCCAAUGCGCGCACUCGCCGGAGGAUAUUAUCCCAACGUGAUGCGCAUGUAUGACCACUUGGGCAUCCCGUAUCAUCCCAUCCGCUUCUUGUUCUCAUUCGCCAAAUCACUGCCUGCACGCAAGCCUGAUACGAUAGCAUCGGGAAAGAACCAGGCAACUCUGGAUGGCGCCAGCGGAGUGCCUGGCGAGUACUUUGUCCACGCAUCCAAUUUGCACCAAUUCUGGUUCACAGUGGCAUGCUUCAUGGUGCACCCCUUGACUGAGGGGUCUGAUGGGGGAGAGACAUUUGGCGACUAUCUGAGAAGGAUAUGGCUACCGCGACGGUAUGCCACGCACUACCUUCUCCCACUCAUGAGCAGCGUUUCGACGUGUACGCAUGCUGAGCUUCUGGCGUUCCCUGCCAGUGACGUUGUCGAGUACAAGAAACGCUCGCAUGGACAACAGCACUACACUGUCUGCGGCGGUGUCCACCAAGUUGAAGGAAGAUUGGCAAAAGAAAUGGAAGACGUCCGAUUAGGAGCGUGUGUUGCAGAGGUAGCCUCAACGGCUGAUGGAAGAGUGAGACUCCGCUGGCAGUCGACGGAGAACGCAGCUGGACAGAUUUUGGAUGACGUAUUCGACCGGGUUAUUCUCGCUGUGUCGCCGGAUGUGGCUGGCAAGAUCUACCAACCCCUAUGCGACAUUCUCGAGCCAUUGCCAACAAUCCGCGUGGAGAGCUCAGUUCUCCGUCCGAUCGAUGCAAGACCAAGCCAGUCGUUCACUCUCAUGGAGGAUGAAGGGAGACAUCCGAAAGCUUGUUCACAUCAUCGUGGAAAUGUCAUGCCGCCCCAAGUUAUCUGUCUCAGAACCGACUUUUCCGCAAAAGAAGCUGCGCGGACAGAGGCUUUACACACAAUGCCUGGAGGAACAGUCGUGAGCACUUGCCCGCUUAACGUACAGGCCGAUGCGAAGAGGGUACUGCGGACAGCAAGGUUUACGAGGACCUUGAGGACGUGUCAGAGUAGGGCAGUUAUCCGAAAGAUCAUGGGUGAGGACAGAAAUCUGGACAAGAAGAAUGACCAGACCGCCGGCAUGGGUGACUGGACCAAUGGACAAGACAAUGUGUGGUUAACCGGGGCGUGGUGCUGGGAUGGAAUGUCCCUUGGCGGCACGGCUAGUCAAGUGAAGCAAGGAGGGCUUUGUUGGUUUGUUGGAGUGACAUCGGACCUCCGGCGCCGAAUCCUGCCGCAUCCUUCGCUGUUCCUGCCUACAGCUGGCGCCAAGUCUAGCUACACCUGGCAGCUUUCUCUGCAAAUCGGACAUGGGUUCAUUCUUAUUCAUACAAUGACACUACCAAUUGACGCCGUUCCUGACUUCUGGAAAGGUGUCUUACUAGGCGCGACUGGCUGCACAUUUAUAAUUUUGAUAGUCACCUUGGCAUUUACUGUUACUUUUCUUCGGCGGAAAGACGUCUACGACAAUGAUCACUGGAAGCUGAACCUCAAAGUGCCGUUCACCACCAUGUGGAUGAACAUGGGUUAUUGGACGAGUGCCGACAACCUACACAUUACAGAUUUCGAGACAGCCUGUCGCAAUUUGCUUUUAGAGGUUCUCAAAGAAGCCCAGAUUUGUGAAGAUGUAGUUCGGUCUUCGGCAAUAUCUAUUCUAGACCUAGGUGUUGGCUGUGGUGACCAGUCCCUGGAGCUUGCACUACUAAUUCACGAGCGAGGUGUGACCAGCUAUCGAUAUGUAGGGCUCACUCUCAACGAGUCCCAGUAUCGAUUGGCCUCAAAUAGAGCCCAAUUGCAGGCUCAAAAGCUCAAAUUAGAAGAUGGACGUGUUGAGGUAUUUUGCGCUGACGCUGCCAACCCCGACACCUGGGGCGCGCACGUAAAGUCUGCAAUCAGAUCUUUGAAGGAGGACAGCGCCGACCAACAACGAUGGGUUCUAGCGCUUGACAGCCUGUAUCACUUCUAUCCCUCCAGAAAGCCAAUCUUCAACUAUGCCGCGCAGACACUCGAUGCCUCGUUCAUGGCCUUUGACUUGAUACUGAGCGACGGAGCGUCUUUACGACAGAGGUUCCUCGUCAACCUCAUUGGCCUGGCGAUGGGUUGUCCUGCUGCUGCUUUUGUUACAGUGUCAGACUACAAGAGGCAGCUCCUUGACGCUAGUUAUGAUGAAGAUGAUAUCCAUUUCAAAGAUAUCACGGAACAUGUCUUCUCUGGUCUCGUCAGUUAUAUCAAAAGUCAGAGUGAAGCGUUACAGCCGUUUGGGAUCUCAGCGGGGAAGUUCAAGGUUGCAGCAAUGGUGUUUGACUGGUUCGCUGAGUCAAACGCAAUGAGGGGAACAAUUGUGAUUGCGCGCAAGAGAUCCAAAACCCAAGGAGAAGCAUCGGAUAUGAAGGGAAGAGCAAAAUGUAUCUCCAUUUGA
Molecule: messenger RNA, 3195 nt
Organism: Colletotrichum lupini
Lineage: Eukaryota; Fungi; Ascomycota; Sordariomycetes; Glomerellales; Glomerellaceae
Exons: 11
Coding region: 1-3195 (1064 amino acids)
Molecular function (GO): oxidoreductase activity
Source: RefSeq, a predicted model, not a curated record